CUCAAGUACACCGACAAUCAGCGCGUCAUCAUUCACGUGAAAGAUGUCAAUGAUGAACCACCAUACUUUAUUAAUCGUCCGCUGCCCAUGCAAGCCGUCGUACAACUUAAUGCUCCGCCCAAUACACCAGUUUUUACAUUACAAGCUCGUGAUCCGGACACCGAUCAUAACAUACAUUAUUUCAUUGUACGUGAUCGUACCGGUGGACGUUUCGAAGUGGAUGAACGCUCGGGUGUUGUACGCACCCGUGGUACUGAUCUUUUCCAGUUGGAUAUGGAAUAUGUUUUAUAUGUGAAAGCGGAAGAUCAAAAUGGCAAAGUGGAUGAUCGUCGUUUCCAGAGCACACCUGAGGAGCGUCUUUCCAUUGUGGGCGGCAAACGAGCACCACAAUUCUACAUGCCUAGCUAUGAAGCGGAGAUACCGGAAAAUCAGAAAAAGGAUUCUGACAUCAUCUCGGUGAAGGCGAAAUCUUUUGCGGAUCGAGAAAUACGGUACACAUUAAAAGCGCAAGGGCAGGGUGCUGGUACAUUCAACAUUGGUCCGUCCUCGGGUAUUGUUAAGUUGGCGAAGGAAUUGGAUUUCGAGGAUUUACGACAGCCACACGUCUACUCACUGAUAGUCACCGCCACCGAGGACUCGGGUGGCUUCUCCACAUCCGUUGAGUUAACUAUUCGAGUAACCGAUGUUAACGACAAUGCGCCGAAGUUCGAAUUGCCUGAUUACCAAGCGCACAACGUAGACGAAGACAUACCGCUCGGAACCAGUAUUCUGCGUGUCAAAGCAAUGGACUCUGACUCGGGUGCAAAUGCAGAAAUCGAAUAUCUAGUUUCGGAUGAUCACUUUGCGGUCGAUUCGAAUGGCAUUAUUGUCAAUAAUAAACAACUCGAUGCCGACAACAACAAUGCCUACUAUGAAUUCAUUGUAACAGCAAAAGAUAAAGGUGAACCUUCGAAAUCAGGCACUGCCACUGUACGCGUCUAUACGAAAAAUAAGAACGAUGAAGAACCAAAGUUCUCACAGCAAGUCUAUACACCGAAUGUGGAUGAAAAUGCCGGACCUAAUACACUUGUCACCACUGUGGUGGCAUCCGAUAAGGAUGGUGAUAAUGUACGUUUCGGUUUUGUCGGUGGCGGCACAUCGUCUGGCCAAUUCGUUAUAGAGGACAUAACCGGUGUAAUACGCUUACAUAAUAAGGCCAUAUCAUUGGAUCGUGAUAAGUAUGAAUUGAACGUCACAGCUAUGGAUGAUGGUUCGUGUUGUGUUAAUGGUGAUCACACCAUACACACCUCCACCGCUGUUGUUGUGGUCUUUAUAACCGACGUGAAUGACAAUAAGCCUGUGUUUAAAGAUUGCGGCACCUACUAUCCAAAAGUGGAAGAGGGUGCACCCAAUGGCAGUCCUGUGAUAAAAGUGGUCGCCACCGAUGAGGACAAAGGUGUUAAUGGACAGGUCAAAUAUUCAAUCGUGCAACAGCCGAAUCAAAAAGGCACGAAAUUCACAGUGGACGAAGAAACCGGUGAAGUAUCAACCAACAAAGUAUUCGAUCGCGAAGGUGAUGACGGUAAAUUCGUGUCGGUGACUGUCAAAGCAACUGAUCAGGGAGAGCCCAGCUUGGAGGGCGUUUGCUCGUUUACAGUGGAAAUCACCGAUGUUAACGACAAUCCACCAUUAUUUGAUCGACAGAAAUAUGUGGAAAAUGUGAAACAAGACGCCAGUAUUGGCACUAAUAUUUUACGUGUUUCCGCCUCAGAUGAGGACGCCGAUAACAAUGGCGCCAUCGUAUACAGCUUGAGUGCGCCAUUCAAUCCCAAUGACUUGGAAUACUUCGACAUACAAGCGGAGUCGGGUUGGAUCGUGCUGAAGAAGCCGCUUGACGGUUGCUAUCCACGUGACCGUUAUCGUUUACGGGUGCGCGCCUCGGAUCGUGGUGAGCCACCAUCCUAUGCCGAUGUCGAUGUUGAAUUAGAUGUAGUCGACCGCAAUAACAAGCCGCCAAUAUGGGACAAGAGCAUAUACGGUCCAAUACACAUACGUGAAAAUGUCACUGUGGGUACGGUUGUAACAUCGGUGAAGGCAAGUUCGGGUAUUGAAGGCAAUCCGACAGUGUUUUAUCGGCUAAUGCCCGGGUCCACCGCACAGACCAACAAAUUUCAUACGUUCUACCUACAACAAAGACCGGAUAAUGGGGAUACUUGGGCCGAUAUAAAGGUGAAUCAUCCGCUGGAUUAUGAGAGUAUAAAGGAAUAUAAUUUGACGAUACGUGUAGAGAACAAUGGCGCCCAACAAUUGGCAUCCGAGGCGACCGUCUACAUUAUGCUCGAGGAUGUUAACGACGAGAUACCAUUGUUUACGGAGCGUGAACAGGAGACCGUGCUGGAAGGUGAACCCAUUGGCACGAAAGUGACGCAAGUGAAUGCCAUUGACAAGGAUGGCACAUUUCCAAAUAAUCAGGUCUAUUACUACAUUGUCGACUCACCGCGCAACGAAGGCAAAGAAUUCUUCGAAAUAAACCUGCAGAGUGGCGAAAUCUUCACCAAAACCGUGUUCGACAGAGAAAAGAAAGGCGCCUAUGCGCUGGAGGUGGAAGCACGUGAUGGCGCACCCUCGGCACGACCCAACAGCAAUGGACAACCCAAUUCAGUGACAAAAUUUAUACGCAUUGGCAUCGCCGAUAAGAACGACAACCCGCCUUAUUUCGACAAGUCGCUCUACGAGGCAGAGGUGGAUGAGAACGAAGAUAUCCAACACACUGUGCUGACCGUCACAGCCAAAGAUCACGACGAAUCAUCGCGUAUACGUUACGAAAUUACGAGUGGCAACAUUGGUGGCGCUUUCGCUGUGAAAAAUAUGACUGGAGCCAUUUAUGUGGCCGGCGCAUUGGACUACGAAACUCGCCGAAGGUAUGAGCUGCGUUUAGCCGCUUCCGAUAACUUGAAGGAAAACUAUACGACCGUCAUAAUUCACGUUAAGGAUGUCAACGAUAAUCCACCAGUUUUUGAACGUCCCACCUAUCGCACGCAAAUCACCGAAGAAGAUGACCGCAAUUUGCCGAAACGUGUGCUUCAGGUCACCGCCACCGAUGGAGAUAAGGAUCGCCCUCAGAAUAUCGUUUACUUUUUGACAGGUCAAGGCAUCGAUCCGGAUAAUCCUGCCAAUAGCAAAUUCGAUAUAAAUCGCACCACGGGAGAAAUUUUCGUACUUAAGCCACUUGAUCGUGAUCAACCGAACGGUCGUCCGCAAUGGCGCUUCACAGUUUUUGCGCAAGACGAAGGCGGUGAGGGUCUCGUCGGUUAUGCUGACGUGCAAGUGAACUUGAAAGAUAUCAACGAUAAUGCACCGAUCUUCCCACAAGGCGUCUACUUUGGCAAUGUGACAGAGAACGGUACUGCCGGUAUGGUGGUAAUGACAAUGACUGCGGUCGACUACGAUGAUCCAAAUGAGGGAUCUAAUGCCAAGCUUGUGUACUCCAUUGAGAAGAAUGUGAUUGAGGAGGAAACGGGUUCGCCGAUUUUCGAAAUAGAACCUGACACCGGUGUUAUAAAGACAGCAGUCUGUUGUUUGGAUCGUGAGCGCACACCGGAUUAUUCAAUACAAGUUGUUGCAAUGGAUGGCGGGGGGUUAAAGGGCACGGGGACGGCUUCUAUACGUGUGAAAGAUAUCAACGAUAUGCCGCCGCAAUUUACCAAAGACGAAUGGUUUACGGAGGUGGACGAAACGGAUGGCACCACAUUGCCCGAAAUGCCUAUACUAACAGUGACGGUGCACGAUGAGGAUGAAACGAAUAAGUUCCAGUACAAAGUGAUCGAUAACAGUGGUUAUGGCGCUGAUAAGUUCACUAUGGUGCGCAACAAUGAUGGUACGGGCUCACUGAAAAUUGUACAACCACUGGAUUAUGAAGAUCAAUUGCAAAGUAAUGGAUUCCGCUUUCGCAUACAAGUUAACGACAAGGGUGAGGACAACGACAACGAUAAAUACCAUGUUGCCUACUCGUGGGUUGUGGUCAAGCUGCGUGAUAUUAACGAUAAUAAGCCGCACUUUGAACGCGCUAAUGUGGAGGUGUCUGUUUUUGAAGACACAAAAGUAGGCACGGAAUUGGAGAAGUUUAAGGCGACCGAUCCCGAUCAAGGUGGCAAGAGCAAAGUUUCCUACUCAAUCGAUCGUUCCUCAGAUCGGCAGCGACAAUUCGCUAUCAAUCAAAAUGGCUCAGUGACCAUACAACGUUCAUUGGAUCGCGAAGUUGUACCACGACAUCAAGUAAAAAUAUUGGCGAUUGACGAUGGUUCACCACCAAAAACCGCAACCGCCACACUGACCGUAAUUGUGCAGGAUAUUAAUGAUAAUGCACCGAAAUUCUUAAAGGAUUAUCGGCCUGUGUUGCCAGAGCAUGUGCCGCCAAGGAAAGUGGUUGAAAUAUUGGCUACAGACGAUGAUGAUCGUUCAAAGAGCAAUGGUCCUCCAUUCCAAUUUAGACUGGAUCCCAGCGCCGAUGACAUAAUACGCGCGUCUUUCAAAGUGGAACAAGAUCAGAAGGGCGCCAAUGGCGAUGGCAUGGCUGUAAUCUCCUCGCUGCGUUCCUUCGAUCGCGAGCAACAGAAAGAGUACAUGAUUCCGAUUGUGAUCAAGGAUCACGGUUCACCCGCAAUGACAGGCACUAGUACACUGACUGUUAUCAUUGGCGACGUAAAUGACAAUAAAAUGCAACCCGGAUCCAAGGAUAUAUUUGUUUAUAAUUAUCAAGGACAGUCACCGGAUACACAAAUCGGACGCGUAUAUGUAUACGAUCUGGAUGAUUGGGAUUUGCCCGACAAGAAAUUCUAUUGGGAUCCGCAAGAACAUCCACGAUUCAAAUUGGACGAGGACUCAGGCAUGGUAACGAUGCGUGCCGGUACACGUGAGGGACGCUAUCAUUUGCGCUUUAAGGUGUACGAUCGCAAACAUACGCAAACCGAUGUGCCCGCCAAUAUUACAGUGACAGUUCGCGAGAUCUCUCACGAAGCGGUAAUCAAUUCAGGUUCUAUACGCGUCUCCGGCAUCACAGAUGAGGAUUUCAUAAGAGUCUGGAAUUAUCGUACACAGAGUUUGAGUCGCUCGAAAUUGGAUCGUUUCCGGGACAAAUUGGCAGAUCUGCUGAAUGCGGAUCGCGAGAACGUAGAUAUAUUCAGUGUACAACUGAAGCGUCGGCAUCCGCCACUAACCGAUAUACGUUUCUCUGCGCAUGGUUCCCCCUACUACAAACCAGUACGUCUCAAUGGUAUUGUGCUCAUGAAUCGAGAGGAGAUUGAAAAAGAUGUGGGAUUCAACAUCACCAUGGUCGGCAUUGACGAGUGUUUGUAUGAGAAUCAGAUGUGCGAGGGCUCCUGCACAAAUACAUUGGAUAUCAGCUCUUUGCCAUAUAUGGUGAAUGCGAAUAAAACCGCCUUGGUGGGUGUGCGCGUAGAUACGCUUGCCGAGUGCACUUGCGGCGCUCGAAACUUUUCGAAACCUGAGUCGUGUCGUAACACACCCUGCUACAAUGGCGGACGUUGUGUAGAUACACGCUUUGGUCCGCACUGUUCCUGCCCGGCAGGCUAUAAUGGACCACGCUGCCAGCAAACAACACGCAGCUUCCGAGGCAAUGGCUGGGCUUGGUACCCACCACUAGAAAUGUGUGAUGAAUCACAUUUGAGUUUAGAGUUCAUAACUAGAAAACCGGAUGGUCUUUUUAUCUACAAUGGACCGAUCGUUCCACCAGAACGCGAAGAAAUGAUUAUUACUGAUUACAUAGCGCUCGAAUUGGAGCGUGGUUAUCCACGUUUACUUAUGGAUUUCGGUUCCGGUACGUUAGAACUGCGCGUGAAGACAAAGAAGUCGCUUGAUGACGGUGAAUGGCAUCGUAUCGAUAUAUUUUGGGAUACAGAGAGCGUACGCAUGGUUAUAGACUUCUGUAAAUCUGCCAACAUUAGUGAAAUGGAAGAUGGCUCACCACCCGAAUUUGAUGACAUGUCCUGUCAGGCGCGUGGACAAAUACCUCCCUUCAAUGAAUACCUGAAUGUUAAUGGACCACUACAAGUGGGCGGCAUCUACCGCGACCUCUUCGAUCCGUCACUCUAUUUCUGGCAUUAUGCGCCCAACGCCAAGGCUUUCGAUGGCUGCAUACGUAAUUUGAUAUUUAAUUCUAAGCUCUAUGACCUGGCGCAUCCCGGACUAUCACGCAAUAGUGUAACUGGUUGCCAACAAACUGAAGAAGUUUGCUCGCAAUCGGAGCAAACAGCACGCUGCUGGGAACACGGCAACUGUGUUGGCUCACUUUCCGAAGCACGUUGCCAGUGCCGCCCCGGCUGGACGGGACCUGCUUGCAAUAUACCCACAAUACCGACCACCUUCAAGCAACAGAGCUACGUUAAGUAUGCGCUUAGCUUUGAGCCAGAUCGAUUUAGUACACAAAUACAAUUACGUUUCCGUACACGUGAGCAACACGGCGAACUGUUUCGUGUUUCGGACCAACAUAACCGCGAAUAUGGAAUUUUAGAAAUUAAGGAUGCGCGUCUACACUUCCGCUACAAUCUCAAUUCACUGCGUACGGAGGAGAAAGAUUUAUGUUUAAACGCAGUUGCGGUCGACGAUGGUCAAUGGCAUGUGGUGCGCAUUAAUCGUUAUGGUUCGGCAGCUACCCUGGAGCUGGAUGGUGGCGAAGGCCGCCGCUACAAUGAGACAUUCGAAUUUGUGGGUCAUCAAUGGCUACUGGUCGACAAGCAGGAGGGUGUAUAUGCAGGCGGCAAAGCCGAAUAUACGGGCGUGCGUACGUUUGAGGUGUAUGCGGAUUACCAAAAGAGUUGCCUAGACGACAUCAGACUUGAGGGCAAACAUUUGCCGUUGCCACCCGCGAUGAAUGGCACGCAAUGGGGUCAAGCGACUAUGGCGCGUAAUCUGGAAAAGAACUGUCCCUCCAAUAAACCUUGUUCAAACGUCAUAUGCCCGGAGCCGUUCGAAUGUGUGGAUCUGUGGAAUGAAUAUGAGUGCACUUGCGGUGAAGGACGCGUCAUGUCGCCAGACGCCAAAGGCUGCAUGGAUCGCAACGAAUGCCUGGACUUGCCAUGUCUAAACGGUGCCACUUGCAUCAAUUUGGACCCACGUCUGCGCUACCGUUGCAUCUGUCCGGAUGGCUUUUGGGGCGAGAAUUGCGAAUUGGUGCAAGAGGGACAGACGCUGAAGUUGAGCAUGGGCGCACUGGCGGCCAUAUUGGUUUGCCUGCUGGUCAUACUGAUUCUCGUGCUUGUGUUCGUUGUUUAUAAUCGGCGUCGUGAGGCGCAUAUUAAAUACCCUGGCCCGGAUGAUGACGUGCGAGAGAAUAUUAUCAACUAUGAUGACGAGGGCGGUGGCGAGGACGACAUGACUGCAUUCGAUAUUACACCGCUGCAAAUACCAAUCGGCGGGCCAAUGCCACCCGAGCUGGCGGCCAUGAAAAUGCCAAUAAUGUAUCCGGUGAUGACGCUAAUGCCCGGCCAGGAGCCAAACGUGGGCAUGUUCAUUGAGGAGCACAAAAAGCGUGCCGAUGGUGACCCAAAUGCACCGCCCUUCGAUGACUUACGCAACUAUGCUUAUGAAGGUGGCGGCAGCACAGCCGGUUCGCUGAGUUCGCUGGCCUCUGGCACUGAUGAUGAGGCGCACGAGUAUGAUUACUUGGGCUCGUGGGGGCCGCGCUUCGGCAAACUGGCCAACAUGUACGGCGACGAAGUGAACGCUGCAGCUGCACACCCCGAAUUAGGAUUGUAAAAACACAAAGGACACAAAACGGAAAAAAGCUCCAUAAGUACGGCAGAAGAAGCGAAGUACACUUAAGAAUAUGGAAAACCAAACAGAGAUAAUGAUAAAGAUGAACGUGAAAAUGAAGAUGAAUAUAAGGACCAAGAAGUAAAAAAUAAAGAGCAAAGAUUUAAAUGGAAACUAAAUUAAAUUAAAUAUAAAAUAGUGUAGUGCAACCAAAGAUAGAAGUGAAAAUGAAAAUCUGAUGUAGAGGAGAUUGAAAGGAGCUCGCGAAAACGAAAACCAGCAAACUAUGGAAAAUUAAAUUAACGGCGACAAAAAUGGCAUUUGUAAAAAAAUACUCAUCCCCAUACUAAUUUUAUAUAAGACUACUACUGUACGCUAAAUUUAGGCAGAGAGCAAGUUAAGAAAGGUAAACUAAAGACAAAAAUAUUUUCAGCCUAGCAAGGUUCUUUCAUAAGGGGCAAGCGGGCCGAGUCGCAAUACUAAGCUGUUAAACUUGCGGGCACGAAUAUAAAUGUUAAUGAAACCAAAGUAUUUAAAUGUAAGGAGAUAAAACAAAAAAACAAACACAUACAUACAAAACACAUACGGAAACUGUAGACGAAAAAAAAAAAACAAAAACACAUGAAAUUAAAUACUCAUCAUAGUUUUAUAAGUACUGUACAUUUCCUUUUUGAUAUUAUUUAUUACUAUUAUAAUACAACUAUUUAAGGCGUAUACUUAAAAUUUAGAUUUAGUUAAAAGUUACACAGUGUACGUGGGUGCAGAGCACGCAAUUAUGCAACACCGGUGAGGCAAGUAUGGUUGCAGAUUGCACCUCAACGCUUCAAAAGUAGAAGCUGAAGGGGAUGUGAGAUAUAUAACAAAUUGCUAUAGUCAAAGAGGUGAUAUUGCACGCAUACAUAUUUAGUAGUUAUAGCAUUUUUAACAAGAAACCACAACUAAAGGAUCAAUUCAACGCAACGACAAGCAGUUAUAGGCCAGAAUUGAGUUAAAUUUUGCAUUGUGUGUUAAAACAUAUGUACAAGUUAUUGUAUGUAUACAUAUAUUAUAAAGUGACUGUUGAGCAAACAUUGAUGAAAAAAUAGUAUCUUGUUGAAAUAUCUCGAUUUUAGGGAAAUUAAAUAUUUCUAGAGUUCAAAACUAUGUUUUGAGCGCAACUAUCGGCACACUAGUAAAGAAAAAAUACAAAUUGAUUUUUGUAUAAAUUUUAUUAUGUUCGCUGGCGGUGAAGUUGCAGCUUUCUAAUUUCUAAUGAAGUCAAUUCUUGAGUUGUCAGUCCUUAUUAUAUUUCAUUCUGCGUUUUCGAAAAAGAAUACUGCCAGCCAUAAGUUUCUCAGGCGCACUUGAUAUUAGGUUGGAUUAAAAAUUUUCGACUAUUUCAAUUAUAGCAAAUUUUCCUUUACAAUUAGCGAUAAUUCAUAUUGGUUUAUUUUAUGUGCCUACACUUUACUUUGCUGGCAAACCUUCGAGUAUAGCGAAUCGAACAAGCAACUGGUAUAAAUCAUAUAAAGUGGCAUAAUUCAAUAUGCUUAAGAAUUGUUUUUAGUAUUACGAUUUUCGACAUUUUUCAACCAGGAAUAGCGAAUCGAACAAGCAAAUGGCAUAAAACAUGUAGUGGCAUAAUCGAACAUACUUGAGACUUGUGAGUAGUAGUGCAAUUUUUAGCAAAGACAUACCGAUUCGAACAAGCAACUGGCAUAAAACAUGUGUGCUGGUUAAUCGAAUAGUGGUUUUAGCUGUUGCGGAUCUUGCUACUCGAUUGAGUGGUUUCACUGCUUCGACAGGAGACCGUAACAUAGUGUAUCACAAAGUGGUAUAACUCAAAUAUACUGGCAUAAUUUCAUAGGUGUAAUACCACUUAAAGCAUACGCAAAAUUUCUUGGCUCGAAUUAUUUUCACUAGUAAAAGUUUUAAAGAGAGCAGCACUCAAAAAUAUUGAACACCGUGCAGGCUAAUUGAAGGCGGCAAUAUUUUCCUAAUUACUACUUUGUGAGAGACUUUCUUGUAGGUCGUGCUUAUUACAACUAGUUAUUAUUAAUGCUUUCAACUCUUCACACGCAGCACUUUCAGGCCAAAAGACACAAAAUGUACCCACAAACACACACUCAAAGACACCCUUAUAUAUACAUGUUGUAUAUGUAACUAACUGUAUGUUUACAAGAAAUUAAGAAAAUCAACAAAAAAGGCAAAUUAGGCGAAAUGAGUUAAUGUUGAGCGUAAGUGAAAAUGUGUGUAUGCAUUAAAAUUAAUUAAUUAUUACUUUACUUUUUAUGUAGACGUAAUUAUAUCAAUUAAAGCGUAUAAUUAAAUAUAUCAUAAUAAACAAAAAAAAACAAAAUGAAUGAAAAUUUAAAUUUAAAGUAAAAUGAAUACCCAAAGACUGUUUUCGUUCCAUCAAAUAUGUGAAAGUGAACAACACGCAUACAUGCAUACUUAACUUUAAUUAAUUAUAAAACCUGGGCUGAAAAGUUGUACUAUUUGAAUAAGUAAAAAUACAAAAACAAAAAUAAAUAAAUGAAAAAAUUAUACAUUUGUGGAAAUUACAAAAAUUGAAAACUUCUUCUUUUUUACACAGCAAAAACAAAAAUCGUAGAAAAUGUAGAAACAAAGUUUGGAUAACUAAGCUUGUGUGCUGAGAGGCUGGCGGCUUUGGUAAUCGGUGGUCUUAACCGACUCAUAUGGUGUUUCUAUUCAUUUCAACUUUUAUCACGAUUUUUGCACCUUUGCUGCGCCUCUCAAACACAACUGCACCAUCUAUGGGAAAAAUGUUGCAUCAUAAUAGAAAUAUGAGCGGUGAAUUAUAAUAGCAAAACAAGAAGCAAACAAAAAAAAACUAAAAGUCUCCUUCAUACUAACAAAUCACUAACACAAACUUAAUUAAGCAAAUUCGCAUAGCAGAGGAACAUUUAAUUAGACAAACUUGUAUUACGAAAAUGAUUAAAAGCAAAAGUGUAAAACCAACUAAUUAACGCAAAACAAUGAAAAUGUAAACGUAAAACUUACCUUUAGGUGAACUUAGCGCAAUUGAAGUAAUGAAUAAUUGAAUAAUAUGAAGCAAAAAUGAUGAUUAUGAUGAAAACGUAAAAGCAUAUUUAUAUAUAAACAAACGAAUGCAAUUAAUAAGGAGGUGCAUAUGUAUGUGUUGAAAUUGAUUUCACAAAACUGGCAGACACUGUAAAUAGUUUUAGCAUGUAAUGGACGCAAGAGCCGCAGGCAGCCAAGACCGGCGCUGUCUGCUUGUGUUCGGCACUAGUGUAUUAUGACGUAAUUGAAAUAGUGUUUGAAUAUAAUUACAAACAAGUACAUAUGUAAGCAGCAAAAUAUGAAAAACUAAUGGUUUUAAAUAGGUCACACGUAAACCAAAAGCAAAAAAUAAUAAAAAAUAAAUAAAAUAAGCAGAAUAUAGUAAAAAAAACAGUAUUUAUAUGUUUAAAAGUAAAAGUAAAAGUAAAUUAAAUAGAUUUUAGUAAAAAUGGGGAGACAAAAUCUAGAUAUUAAAGUACAUUUAAUUAAAAAGAAAACAACACAAUAUCUUACUAAACGGGCCCAACUGCAUGGCGGAAUAGUGUUCAAAUGGCAUGCCAUGUAUAAGGAGAAACGUUUAUAAUGAUAAUGAGAUUAUGCGUGAAUUCAAAAAAUAGCACGAUAAACACAUUUAACAAUAACACCAUGCUAAUAAGAAGGUAAAUUAAUACAAACACACACAUAACAAUAGAAAAAAGUAGUAACAAA
Molecule: messenger RNA, 11481 nt
Organism: Bactrocera tryoni
Lineage: Eukaryota; Metazoa; Arthropoda; Insecta; Diptera; Tephritidae
Gene: CadN
Product: neural-cadherin
Exons: 21
Coding region: 88-7752 (2554 amino acids)
Biological process (GO): homophilic cell-cell adhesion
Cellular component (GO): cell-cell junction; catenin complex; plasma membrane
Molecular function (GO): calcium ion binding; cadherin binding
Source: RefSeq, a predicted model, not a curated record